Molecule: messenger RNA, 619 nt
Organism: Hypanus sabinus (Atlantic stingray)
Lineage: Eukaryota; Metazoa; Chordata; Chondrichthyes; Myliobatiformes; Dasyatidae
Product: tubulin polymerization-promoting protein family member 3-like
Exons: 5
Coding region: 101-619 (172 amino acids)
Biological process (GO): positive regulation of protein polymerization; microtubule polymerization; microtubule bundle formation
Cellular component (GO): microtubule
Molecular function (GO): tubulin binding
Source: RefSeq, a predicted model, not a curated record
UAACAUCCCUUCACUUUAGAGGAACAUUUUGUAACUGAACGGGAACAGCAGAACUUAUUGGAGAGAUUAUCAGGACAACACAGAAAGAGCUCAAAGGAGGAUGGCUGAGGGAGGUGCAGUGAACAUGCAAAUGCUGCAUGAGUCAUUUAAGAAGUUCGCGGCCUACGGAGACACCAAAGCCACCGGCAAUGAAAUGACUGGAAAAAACUGGGCCAAGCUGUGCAAAGACUGCAAAAUCGUUGAUGGCAAAAACAUCACCUCAACAGACGUUGACAUUGUCUUUUCGAAAGUGAAGGCCAAAACAGCUCGCAUAAUCACCUUUGAAGAGUUUAAAAGUGCUCUGGCAGAGCUGGCGCCAAAGAGAUUCAAAGGCCACACUAAGGAGGAAGCUACCGCGGCUGCUUACAAGCUGGUUGCAGGGAAAGAUCCAGCAAAUAUUGGUGUAACGAAAGUAACGAAGACUGGUGCUGUUAACAGGCUGACUGACACGUCCAAGUAUACAGGCUCCCACAAGGAACGCUUUGAUGAAGGUGGAAAAGGCAAAGGGAAGAUUGGUCGAGAGGACAUGUUAGAGAAUACAGGUUAUGUGGUUGAUGACUACGCGAGAUGCCGCCAGUAA